AUGCGUCUGGACCGUGCUUUGGCGUUGAUCUCUGAGUUUGUGGGAGCUCAGAAUGACACGGAGCCUGUAGUCCUGGAGGGCAAAUGUCUUGUGGUUUGCGACUCUAAUCCGACUACGGAUUGGAAGGGCUCGUCCUCUCCUCUUGGCAUUUCGGUACGUGCGGCAAACUCCAAGGUCGCUUUUUCUGCGGUCCGGAGCAACAAUCACGAACCGUCGGAGAUGAGCAAUAAAACAAGAAUCAUAUACUUCGACCAAGUUCUUGUGAAUAUAGGGAACUAUUUCACAUUGGAGUCAGUGUUUUUGUCACCCAGAAAAGGGAUCUACAGUUUUAAUUUUCACGUUAUAAAAGUGUACCAGAGCCAGACUAUACAGGUGAACUUAAUGUUGAAUGGUAAACCUGUCAUCUCAGCUUUUGCGGGUGACAAAGACGUAACUCGAGAGGCAGCCACCAAUGGAGUUCUGCUCUUUUUGGAUAAAGAGGACAAGGUCUACCUUAAACUGGAAAAGGGGAAUCUAGUUGGCGGAUGGCAAUACUCUACGUUCUCUGGUUUCCUUGUUUUCUCUCUGUAA
Molecule: messenger RNA, 570 nt
Organism: Salvelinus namaycush (lake trout)
Lineage: Eukaryota; Metazoa; Chordata; Actinopteri; Salmoniformes; Salmonidae
Product: cerebellin-4-like
Exons: 4
Coding region: 1-570 (189 amino acids)
Molecular function (GO): protein binding
Source: RefSeq, a predicted model, not a curated record